Molecule: messenger RNA, 818 nt
Organism: Neurospora tetraspora
Lineage: Eukaryota; Fungi; Ascomycota; Sordariomycetes; Sordariales; Sordariaceae
Exons: 4
Coding region: 147-629 (160 amino acids)
Molecular function (GO): zinc ion binding
Source: RefSeq, a predicted model, not a curated record
CGUCACCACGCAGAAGCCGGCUGGCAGCUCCCAAUCAGGCAGAGUCUAGAACAAAAGGUCACUGAAGAUAUCACCUCCGCAAAAACUUCAAUACAAACAGUGAACAUACGUAUUCUCUAAUAAUAACACAUCUAACGACAGCCAAAAUGUUUGCGCUUUACCUUACCGCUGAGCUUACUGGAGUCACCAACCUCCGCCCUGACGACAGCGAGGGUAACCCGUUCUGGUACACCUUCAAGGUUCAGUGCACCUCCUGCAGGGAGGUCCAUGACAAGCCCGUUGGCGUGAGCCGUUUUGAAAACAACGAGAUGAGCGGCAGCCGUGGCGAGGCCAACUUUGUGUGGAAGUGCAAGAACUGCAAGAGAGAGUCGUCGGCUUCCAUCAAGGCUGCGCCGGCCGCUUAUGAGCAGACGGAACCUGCCAAGAAGCAAAAGAUUAUCGAGUUUGACUGCAGAGGUUUGGAGUUUGUCGAGUUCCAACCUGAGGGCGCUUGGCUUGCCGAGGGCGUUGACUCCAACACCAAGUUCGCCGACAUUGACCUGACCGAGGGUGAAUGGUUCGAUUACGACGAGAAGGCCAACGAUGAAGUUAGCAUCAAGGAGCUCAAGUGGGAGAUCAACCGGGCUUAAAUCCGUCAACUCCCUCUCAUCUCUUUUGACAACAUCCAGUCCAACCCUAACCCUCAACCUUCAACCUCACUUGUGAUGAUCUGUUGAUGCGACUUGUUGUUUCGUGAUUGGAAACGAGGGUGGUGGGAUUGAAGAACAAAGUGACAUAUAAAACGUUAUGCAGACCGAAGGGACCGCUGGUGUUUUGAU